AUGUCGAGCGACCAAGCGACCCAACAUGGCUCUCUGGAGAACCUCCUGCCACCGAGCUGGAAAGCCCAGAUCACGACCUGGCUCGCCGAAGACACUCCUUCCUUCGACUACGCCGGGUUCGUUGUCGGGGACCACCCACGGACAGCAACACUCUGGGGCAAGAGCGCCGGCGUCAUAGCUGGCGUUCCCUUCUUCACCGAGAUCUUCAAGCAAUGCGGGUGCACAGUCGAGUGGCACGCGGCCGAGGGAAGCUACAUCGACCGACCGAAGGACGGGCCGGGAAAGACAAAGGUGGCCACCGUCACCGGACCGGCUCGAGGCCUGCUGCUCGCUGAAAGAGUCGGGUUGAACCUGCUGGCGCGGUGUUCGGGUAUUGCUACAGCCAGUCGCAACAUGGUACAGAGCCUGCGCAAAGCAGGAUACGAAGGCAUACUAGCGGGGACGCGAAAGACGACCCCGGGGUUCCGCAUCGUCGAGAAGUACGGCAUGCUGGUCGGUGGCGCCGAUCAACAUCGCAUGGACCUGAGCUCCAUGAUCAUGCUGAAGGACAACCACGUGUGGAGCCGAGGCAGCAUCACCGAAGCAGUCCAGGCUGCCAAGAUGGUCGGUGGGUUCGCGCUCAAGAUCGAGGUCGAGGUCCAGAGCGAAGCCGAGGCAGACGAGGCUAUUGAAGCUGGCGCUGAUAUUGUCAUGCUGGACAACUUCACAGGCGAGGGGGUCAAGAUUGCGGCAAAGAGCUUGCGGGAGAAGUGGAAAGGCAAGCGGCAAUUCUUGAUCGAGGUCAGUGGCGGACUGCGGGAGGACAACGUAUUUGAUUAUGCCAACAAUGAUAUCGAUAUUAUCUCGACAAGUUCCAUUCAUCAGGGGACGUCUUAUGUCGACUUCUCCCUCAAAAUCGAUCCCGGUCAGGCUACGAAGGCAGCUUGA
Molecule: messenger RNA, 927 nt
Organism: Anthostomella pinea
Lineage: Eukaryota; Fungi; Ascomycota; Sordariomycetes; Xylariales; Xylariaceae
Source: the annotation of a GenBank genome assembly